ACUCGGGCAUGCACCCAUUACACUUCGCCUCGAACACCAACCUCCAGGACCGGCGCUGGAGAGUGUGCAACGUGCUGACUGGCGAAUCCCUCCCAGAACGCAACCUCGAUCUCGUGGAUAGCGCUACGUGAUAGCCUGUUUUACGUCCAGUUUUCUUUCCCUUCUUGCUUACGGCGACGACGCUCUCUGAGACGGGACUGUGAUACCUCUGUCGAGGGUGCGCCUGUGCGACGGCGUCUGGCUGGAAUCUGUGCUGGCUCGUUGACAAAGUCGUGGCCCGCUUGCACGGUCCGGAUGCGCGUGAGCAACUGAGCCUGUCGUCUGGAGUCACGUUGGAUGUUCUUCCUUUCGAGUCUGUUCGUGCGCAGAGCCGAUAACGCGUCUCUUCCACGCGACCCGCGAACAGGAUCAUAUACUUGCGAUCUUACAGUUUGGGCGACAGUGUACUUCGUAUCUUGUCGAAUUUCUAUACCCAUCUCGACAUUCGGACCCACGGCAAGCAUUGAAUAUAAUCGGGAGGUACUACAAGGGUUUACACGCUCUGAUCCUAUCUUGGCUGCAUUUUAAUACGGCUUUGCCGAUUUCUCUCGCACUUUCCUCCCAUGGCAUCUGACGGCCGAUACCUCUACUAUCCAUACAACGGAUACUCAGCGCCCGGAUCGAACUACCCGCCCCCUCGUCCGCUACGGUCCGACUCGGGGUCCUCGUCAUCCCAGCCACCCCAGUCACCGGCGCAGUUCAGCCAGCCAACAUCAGGCUCCUACACUUCUCAGCAGUCGCCACAGUCGCCGGUUCGCUAUAGCCAGCCGCCUGCGCCAUCUUAUGGAGCUCCUCCUCCACAACAGUACAAUUCUGGGCCAAGUUAUAUAUCGUCAGCGAACACGACGGGGACACAGCAAUGGUCGCCCUCCUCGGUGGCCCCAUCGCAGCCCAUCGUGACUCCGUCGCAGCCACAGGCGGGGACCAGCACAUGGAGCACUCAGACGUACCAACCGCCGCCUCCUCCGCCGGGACCGGAGAGACAGGCUCCACCGCAACAACAGACUCAGCCGCACUAUACGGUGCCCCCUCCCCUCCUCGACCUGCCUCAAACGAGCAAACGCGAGCCUGGAAUCACCCGCCAUAUGAUCCCGCUCCCGAUUGAACGAGCCGCAGCAACGCAUGUACCCACCGCCGCCUGUUCCGCCGCCCGAGUCGCCGGACAUGCGGUCGAGUCGACGCCGCUGGGAGUCCUCGCCGUCGCCCGAUCAUCUGGCCCCAGCGAUCAACUUCCACGAGCUGGUGAACUCGUAUCACCGCAUUCUCGAGGGGGCGAGGACAGACGCCCCUGUCGACCGCAUGCUCCAGAAUGCAUCGUAUGGUGCCCAGGUGCUGGAAAGUGCCAACAUCCCGGCCGUCGUUUCCACGCGCCAUCCAGCCGCAGCCACAGCCACAGCCACAGCCCGACGCGGCCGUAUCGAAGCACCGAGGCCGAUCGAGCCGCCGCAGCCGCCGCCACAGCCAGAGCGCAAGCGGACGCCCCCGCCGCGACGGCUCGAGCCGGCGCCCCCGCGCGAGAAGCCGGUGUUGUCGCCGGUGCUGGCCGAGGCCCCUUCGGCGCUGUCCGCGACAUCCUCGGUGCUGAUUCUGUCGAAUCUCAAGAAGGGCGACGAGUUCAUCCACACGGUGCCCGGGUCCGAGUCUACUACGCCGCUCAAAGCGGCGUCCCCCAGCAAUGCCUCGGGUGCCAAGCGACGUCGACGCCCGAGUGGCGUCGCGGACCGAUGGGGAUCUGAUGGUGCUGCUGCUGUUGUUGUUGCUGCUGCUGCUGCGUUGCAUAUGCUGUUGGGCGGCGCCAUUGGCGUUAUCAUCUGCAUGGCGCGAGCCCGUUCAUUUGCAUCGCAGCUGCGCUCUGCGGAUGCCCCGCGGCCAUCUGCCGCUGCUGCUGACCAUGUGCUGCCACUGCGCCAACUGGGUGGCGUUCAUACCCGUACCCGUGGUUGCGGUAGUACAUCGACAGCUGCGCCUGCUGCUGAGGCGUCAUCCCGCUCAUCAUUUGCGCAGCCUCUGUACCAGCAGAUCCACCACCCGCUG
Messenger RNA from Mycena citricolor, 2073 nucleotides. NCBI's taxonomy places the organism in Eukaryota, Fungi, Basidiomycota, Agaricomycetes, Agaricales, Mycenaceae. The record is from the annotation of a GenBank genome assembly.